Anolis carolinensis (green anole) is the source of this 2257-nucleotide messenger RNA. It is a transcript of the gene hoxa5, whose product is annotated as homeobox A5. Gene Ontology annotation, molecular function: RNA polymerase II cis-regulatory region sequence-specific DNA binding; DNA-binding transcription factor activity, RNA polymerase II-specific. Bases 335 to 1252 code for a protein of 305 amino acids. Gene Ontology annotation, cellular component: nucleus. Gene Ontology annotation, biological process: regulation of transcription by RNA polymerase II; anterior/posterior pattern specification. The transcript has 2 exons. The record is from RefSeq and is a predicted model, not a curated record. NCBI's taxonomy places the organism in Eukaryota, Metazoa, Chordata, Lepidosauria, Squamata, Anolidae.
CGCCUCCCCCCUCCUUCCUCGCCCCCCUUUUUCCCUUUAGUGCACGAGUUUACCUCUAGAGGUCAUCAGGCAGGAUUUACGACUGGACAACAAAAGCACGUGAUGUGGAGCCGUACCCCAUAUUUGGGUGCCUACGUAGGAGGGAACCGAGUACAUGUCCCAGUCAUUUCCAUAAUUCAUCAUAAAUUGUGCAAGGGUGCUAUAGACGCACCAAAAAACGAAGCAAAGAGAGCCACAAAUCAAGCCCCCCAAUUUCCACCGAUCUUUUUAAAAAAAUUAUUCCACUACCAUCACCCCAACCAACCAAGCAACCCAACAACAACAACGACAACAAAUGAGCUCUUAUUUUGUAAACUCCUUUUGCGGUCGCUACCCCAAUGGCCCGGAGUACCCGUUACAUAAUUAUGGAGAUGCCAGUGCCGUGAGCGAGCAAUUCAGGGAAUCCGCUGCCAUGCAUUCCGGCAGGUAUGGCAACAGCGGGGGCUACGGCUACAAUGGCAUGGACCUCAGCGUCAGCCGCUCGGCUUCCGGCCACUUUGGAGCAGCGGGGCCCUCGGAGAGGACGAGGGGCAGCUACCCCGCCAACGCCAACGCCUCCUCUUCCUCCUCCUCCGCGGCCAACACCCCCGAGGCCAGGUAUGCCAACCGGGCGGCGGCGGCUGCGGCAGCAGUGGGCACCCACUCGCCACACUCGCCUGACCCGCUGCCCUGCGCUGCUGCCGCCGCAGCCCCCUCGCCAGCCAACGGCAGCAGCGUGAAAAACUCCACCGCCAACUCGACCGGCGCUUCCUCUACUUCCAGCAGCACCAGCAGCAGCGCCAGCGCCAACAACAGCCAUGGCAGCGGCGGCAGAGAAGGGCUCAGCGCCUCGCCGGGCACAGAAGAGGCUCCUCCGGCCGGCAGCGAGCAAGCCAACCCCCAACAGAGCGACCAAAGCCCGGCCCCACAGCCGCCACAGCCCCAGAUCUACCCCUGGAUGAGAAAGCUCCACAUAAGCCAUGACAACAUAGGGGGGCCCGAAGGGAAACGGGCUCGGACUGCUUACACCCGCUACCAGACGCUGGAGCUGGAGAAAGAGUUUCACUUCAAUAGAUACCUGACCCGCAGGAGGAGGAUUGAAAUCGCACACGCUCUUUGCCUCUCAGAGAGACAGAUCAAGAUCUGGUUCCAAAACCGGCGCAUGAAAUGGAAAAAGGAUAACAAGUUGAAGAGCAUGAGCAUGGCAGCGGCCGGAGGAGCCUUUCGCCCCUAAAAGAGGGACCCCGGAUUUGCCCCAACUAAACCCAAAAACAAAACCAAGUACUGAGCAGUAUUAUAUGAGCUGACUCUGCGUGGAAUGUCAGUUGUCUGUCUGUCUGUCUCUCUCUCUGCCUCUCUCUCUCUCUUUCUCUCGCGUUGACUUGCUCCAACUUCCCCGGGAGAGGGGAAAACGCUCCCUAGUCCAUCUUUUAAUCAUGAGCCUGUUUUAAUUGAGCUUUCCCAGCGCGGGUUACCAGUAGAUCUGCUUCUUUGUCUUGAAUGGCUUUGUCUUGAAGAAGAAGAAGAAAAAAUAAUAAUAAUAUGUAGAUGUUUUAACUUAUUUAUAUAAAGCGAGUGGUGUUACUUGAAGUAACUGUAAAAAGGAGGGGGGAGACUACACACUCACCAAAAAAAAAAAAAAAAAACCCAGUAAGGGAGAGCCAUCGACUCCCUUCUUCCUUCCUCCCCCCUCCCUCUCUUUCUCCCCCACCCCUGUUUCCACCCCCAUGUUUCUCUGUGUGUUGCACUCGCUGUGCUUAACUGUGCAUGUGUGUUCAAAAAAAUAAUAAAAAAGUGUCGGUGUCUGUAUAGCUCCAAGCUGUGGCCAAGAUUUCCAAUCCAAACCUACCUAUCUUAAUUCCUGUUGUCAUUAAUGGCUGUUGUAGAGGUGAAAUGAUGAAAUACAAAAACGGAACUGUGUCCUAACUUGUAGUGAAUAUAGUGAAUCUGUGACGAAAACUGUGAUCCCAGACAGUAUGUCCUUGCUGUGCCUUUGUAUAUGACUCCUUUUUUGCACGAACUCUCGAAAAAGUGGCUUUUUCUUAAGCGCAGCUUCAGUAAUGUAUAGGGUGCUUUCUUUCUUGCUUUCCUUCUCUCUCUUUCUUGUGGAUAAAGUUACACAUUGAGUCAAAGUCUGGCUGGCUGUCUGAGCAAAAAAAAUAAUGUGAUCGGCCUUUUAAAAAUGUUUUGUUUUUUUUUAAAAAAAGAACUGACUGGAAAAAUAAACUUUCUAUUGUAA